UUUAUUUAUUUUAUGUUGAAUGCAGUGUGGACCUUUUUGUAUUUGUCAUAUGUAAUUAUUUCGCGGUGGCCCAUUAUAUUGCACGUAAUAGUGUAUGCUGAUGAACACUAUAAAUUAAACUUAUUUAAGCCCAGUAAUAUGGGUGGGAACGCCAUUAAAAUUGGUGGAGACUGAGAGAGUGUUUUCACACCUGGUCGUGUUUGUGUAUUUUAUUACCUCGUAGAUCGAACACCAAAAAAAAAAAAACAGAGAGAAAAAAACAUGUCGCAGAAGCCAGACUACGAAUCCUACCCGCCGCUGUUUCGUCCGUCGCCGUCGUCUGUCAACCCAAACCAUGGCGGCGUUGAGAAAGGCUCGCCGGAAAUGGAGGCGGCGGCGGAAGGAGACGGCGUUCCCGUCAUAGAUUUUGAGUGCAUGAAGGACGGGGAAAAGGUAACAGAGGCAUGCAGAGAAUGGGGUUUUUUCAGGUUGGCGAACCACGGAAUCCCAGAAAGUUUGAUGAGUGAAAUGUUGGAACGUGCGAGGGAGUUGUUUUCCAUGGCCUACGAAGCCAAGCAGGCAGCGUUCAACAGCGGCGCGGCAUCCUACAUCUGGGGCACGGCGGCGGUGACGCCGUCAGGGGCGGCGCUGGCCGCCAGCAACUUCCAUUGGAUGGAAGGGCUGAACAUUCUGCUAAGCAAAUUGCCGCAGCUUCAUUACGAAGAUCCGAUGCUCGAAUCUUUCAGAUCCUUGGUAGAAGAAUACGGAAAGCAUCAAGCUAGGGUGGGGAAGGCAAUAUACGAAGCAUUGUGGAGGAAAGUAGAAUUGGGAACAUUAAAGUUGUCAAAAUACGAUGAACUAUCAAUAAGGUAUUUCUCAGAAGAUACUGGAGUAUUACGUGUACACCGAUACCCUCGGUGUUUGGAGGCUAAUCGGGCAUGGGGUGUAGACGUACACACUGAUAGUUCACUCCUCACAAUCUUGCACCAAGAUCUUGUUGGAGGGCUUCAAGACUACAAGGAUAAUCAAUGGAUCCAAGUCAAGCCUAUCCCCAACACCCUCAUUGUCAACAUUGGAGAUAUGUUCCAGGCGAUUAGUGAUGACAAGUAUGUUAGUGUAAACCACAAGGUGAAAGUGAACGAAGAAAAGGAGAGAAUAUCUGUGGGAUAUUUUGUUUUCCCAGAAGAUGAUGUCGUGAUUGAGAGCUCCAAGUACAAGCCCUUCACUUAUGUCCAAUUAAGUCUCAAAUAUAAGUUUUUGAGAAUAAUAGAAAACAGGAAUUGCAAAAUAUUUCAUAUGACAUUUGAGAAAAAUUCACUCUAUUCAGAGAUGGAUAUGAGUAUUGGUAUUAAAAGAGUUGACAACUAACGCUUGAAAUUG
Ipomoea nil (Japanese morning glory) is the source of this 1359-nucleotide messenger RNA. Its product is annotated as gibberellin 2-beta-dioxygenase 8. Bases 262 to 1347 code for a protein of 361 amino acids. Lineage: Eukaryota; Viridiplantae; Streptophyta; Magnoliopsida; Solanales; Convolvulaceae. The transcript is spliced from 4 exons. Gene Ontology annotation, molecular function: dioxygenase activity. The record is from RefSeq and is a predicted model, not a curated record.